This is a messenger RNA of Ceratosolen solmsi marchali, 3130 nucleotides long. It is a transcript of the gene stum, whose product is annotated as mechanosensory transduction mediator stumble. Gene Ontology annotation, cellular component: sensory dendrite. The transcript has 10 exons. NCBI's taxonomy places the organism in Eukaryota, Metazoa, Arthropoda, Insecta, Hymenoptera, Agaonidae. Bases 1 to 3039 code for a protein of 1012 amino acids. Gene Ontology annotation, biological process: proprioception; sensory perception of mechanical stimulus; taxis. The record is from RefSeq and is a predicted model, not a curated record.
AUGCGAGUACGUGUGCAGGAGCAGAAGCAGGAGGAGCUCGAGCUCCACCUUGAGCUAGCAGAGAACCAGCAGCAGGCACCGUUUCGCGUACUUUCACCGGGUGGUCGCAUCCUCUAUGAGCCACGACCUGUUUUGCGCUCGCCGCCACCAACCCGGGCACCUGAGCCCUAUAAGCUUACAUCCCAGGUCGCGGGUACUAGCCGGAGUCAGCGUAAAUCCAGCUUUGCCAUAAUAGCCGAGCCACAGCUUGCACCAUUAUCCAGACCUUCUUCCGGCAGGCUUUCGCCGUUCCGAGGUCGAGGCUUCAAGGGCCCACCGCCACGUUCAAGCUUCUCUAAUGGGUCGCGUUCACCUCCGGAAAACUCGAACCAGCGUCCCAGAAUCAUACGACCAGGCUCACUCUCUCAGAACAACAGUCCGAAACGCAGUCUUAUCCCACGAGCUGAAUUAAGUUGCUCUGCCUCCGUGAACAAGGGAACGUCGCCGAGAUUUGGUCGACGUGCGACUCACAGAUACACUUCCAGUGUUGGAAAUAGUGAUGCCAACCACCGACGGCCGUCGCAGCGAGAUUUCAAGAGACGCACAAAUCUUUCGCUCAUAUCCUCAGCUGCUAAAAAUAAAAUAUCUAACAAGGAUAUGCCAGAUAAAAUCAUACAAAAAAAUGUCGGUAUUCAGAGAAGUGCUAGAUCAGAAGAACGGCUUAAUAGAAAAUUAUUGCUACCAUUGAAAAAUGUACCAGACGGUAAAAGAUUUAUCACUGCCAAAACACCGACAUCUCGCCAUAAAUCCUCUAGCACAGAAACAUUGGAUUCAACAUCGAAGAUUCCUCUCAAGCAAGGUUCUAUUACUGGUAAUUCUGUCGGAUUUCUCAAUAAGUCAUCGUUAACCAAAUCUAAACCUAAUAUAAUGAAGGAUACUAUUAACAAAUCUGUUAACCAACCAGAAGUAACUCAAGUCCAAUCCAAUAAAGUUGAUGAAAUGUAUAAUGGAGAGUCAUCUAAGAUUGUAGCUAUUAAUCAAAAUUCAAUAAUGAAUGAGGUUAUUCAAUCAACCAAAGAUAAUGAUUUAGGUUUAAUCGACCUUUUAAAACAGUCGUCAAGUGCAACAGGUACUUCUAGCGUCGUAAAUACAACCACCACAACAGCUGUUCAACCACUUCAAAUAGACGCUUCGUCAAUUCUUGCUGAGAGUGAACUUGUCACAAAGUUAACGAAUUUAGAGAAAAUACAACAGAAUCUUGAGAUCGAAAAUGAAAACCCUGAUAGUCGAAAGUUUUCACAUUUAAAAAAACGUGAAGAACAUGAAAUAAAAUUGGAUCAAAAUCAACAGUCGACAAUGACAAAUAACAUACGUAGUCAAAUUAUGACAACCGACUUGAUAAAGGAUGAAAUUAAGGAAGAUAAUAAAGAAACUAAUUCAAAAUGCAGCAACAUUUCUCAAACAAUGGUCAAGCACUUCGGACCAAAUUCUAAUGAUGAACAGAAAAGUUCUAGUAAUACUUUACAUAAAAAUAAUGGACUAUAUCAGAUUAAUGAGACAGAAAAUGUGAUGAAUUCAGCGUUGGAAAUUGAAAAAUCUAAAGAAAAAUUAAAUAAACGACCUAUGGAAGUUGAUGAAAAAUAUCAUCAAACACCAACAUUGGUAUCAAAUCAGUUGCAAAUAGAUAAUAAAAUUAGUAUCGUAAAAAAUAUGAACAAUUCAUCAAACUCGACGAGUGAUUCUAAAAAAGAUUCUUCAUCGUCAAUGGUUAAUAACGUAAGUUAUGAAAUUAACAACUCAGAGGAAAAAACAAACAAUUCAAAUAAAGUAAAAGUGAAUAACGAGGCGUCGUUGAAAUCUCAAACAGAAGCAAUAUCUUCUGACUCUCUGGGUAGUAUUCACUCUACUGACACUGGGGUCAGUGUCAAUACCGUACGAGGAAUAUCUUCAGCGAAGGAGAAAACUGGUUUACAUCUUGUUAAACGAUCCGACGAAAUUGAAACCCUCAGCGGCAAUAUUGUUCACAUCGAUAAGAAUGGCGAGGAAGUAAUAUCGAUUGGUAUAGUCGACGGUACCAAAGGUGUUCAUAUUCCAACUUCUACUGUAACUACGAGAUGGCAGAGAUUGAAAAAUCGAUGUUGGAGUAGGUUUGGUUGUAGGGAACAAAACGGUGAAGUAAAGGAUCGGUUUGGAAGGUAUUGUGGUUGCUGGUCGAAGAUGCGUUGCUUCGCCUGCAAACGUGACCCCAAGAUUCAGCUAUGGCCUAAGAAACAAACCAAGGGCGUCUCUACAAUGAAACUUUCUUCCGAACAACGAAACAAGCCACUUAGUCAAUGGGAAAGACUUAAAAAUGCUUGCAGAUGCGCAAAAGUGCACGAGGGUCGAUGGUGCAGUUGGCGACGACACCGAUGGCAACAACAUCAGGAUCGACAAGUUGGAUCUGCAGAUCUAGAAAGGAGCUGUUGUUCAGCGAAAGAAUGUUUAGUUGAUAUCUGUCGAAAAUUUAUUUCUUGCUGUAAAUGCAAUUCAAAAAAGUCCCAACGCGCAAAAACUAUUCGCGCUAAACAUAGUUUGACCAGCGUAGCUGCUCCGCCACUAUCGGAGGAAACAAGGCCUAAAAUACCAGACGUUUUAGUCGAACAUAAUUCGCUUAUGCGAGGCGCAAUUCCUUGUCUUCCGGUACCUGUUGCUUGGUUCUGCCUUAUGUGGAAUGUUUUGUUACCCGGUUCCGGUACUAUUUUUAGUGGAUUUUUCAAUAUUUGCUUGGGGCAACCGAGAUUUUCAGCAAUUGCAAGCCUCAAAGCCCGAUUUGGUGCUUUAAUCGUCAAUUUUGUUAUAGGCAUUAGCCAAUUAUUCACUGUACUUUUUUGUCUUGUCGGCUGGGGCUGGAGUAUUUGGUGGGGUGUUAUUAUGAUACGACUAGCUAAAAAAUAUAAGCGCUACAAGGACUCGGAAGCGGUUGUGAGUGAUCCCGAGGCCAAAGGCGGUCCCGAUACUGCUACUCUUCCAACGCCAGGUGUCCCCACACGAGGUCUUCGAGGAAUUGAACGUAUUCGUUAAAAUAUUCUUCAGCAGAUUUCUUCUUAAUCGAUCGCCUAUAUAUUUUUUGAGAGAACAGGAUUUUAUAAAACAAAUCUUAUUUUAAAUUCUC